Molecule: messenger RNA, 1005 nt
Organism: Adineta steineri
Lineage: Eukaryota; Metazoa; Rotifera; Eurotatoria; Adinetida; Adinetidae
Source: the annotation of a GenBank genome assembly
AUGACUUCUACUUCGACCAGCCAAAAUGACAUUACACAACUGCUUGAUAUUGCUGAAUAUCUUUUUGCUUAUGUUGGUUUAACAAUUUUUAUUUUGGGUACUAUUGGAAAUUUAAUCAAUCUUUUAUCAUUUAUUCGACUUGAAAGUUUAAAAACAUUAGCUAGUUCAUUAUUCUUACUUGCGUCUUUUAUUGGUAGUCAGAUUGUAUUAAUAACUGGACUUCUUACACGUGUUAUUAGUGGUUUCUCAGGUAUUGAUCCUGUAAAUACGUCUGUUGUUCUUUGUAAAAUUCGUUGGAUGAUAAGAACAGCAGGUGGUGCCAUUUCAUUAACUUGUGUUUGUUUAGCAGCAAUUGAUCGAUAUCUAUUAUCCUGUCAAAAUGUACGUCGUCAUCGACUAAUUACAAUUAAACGAGCACGUUGGGCUAUUUUUAUAUCAUGUUUCUUUUGGUUAGGUGUAUUUUCAUCUUACGCAGUUUAUUAUACCGCACCAAAACCACUGUCUUGUACGAUUGCUGAUCCAUUUUUUGCUUAUUUUGCUUCAUACUUUAAUUUAUUACAUUAUAGUAUUUUACCAUUAAGUAUUCUUUCAUUUUUUUGUACGUUAACAUGGCGUAAUUUAGGACAACAGCCAGCAACAUAUUUACGUGGUGGUGUUCGAUUAUAUGAUCAAGUAACUCGAAUGUUAAUUGCUCAAAGUUUGGCAAUAUUAAUUACUUCAUUUCCUAAUAUGAUUUGGCAGAUUUAUACUGUUUCUAGUAAUUCAAUAGUCAAAAGUGCUUUACGUAAUGCACAAGAAAAUUUAAUUAAUACAAUUUGUGUACUGAUUGGAUUUAGUACACAUGCAAUAUCAUUCUAUAUUUAUUUACUUGCUUCUCCUACUUUUCGAAAGAAUGUUAAACAAAUGUUUUUAAGAUUUCGUCAAAUUGCACCUUUAACAAAUGUUGAUACUGGUAAAAUAACGAUAAUAGAUGGGCAUCAACAAACAAUAUUACCUACUUCUUGA